Molecule: messenger RNA, 552 nt
Organism: Durusdinium trenchii
Lineage: Eukaryota; Dinophyceae; Suessiales; Symbiodiniaceae
Source: the annotation of a GenBank genome assembly
AUGAAACUUACGGCUACAUCCAAAAUCCAAGACGAGCUUUUGCAUAAGCUGGUUGACCCAGAAGCUGGUAUCUUGAAGCCUGGCGCCAUGCCAAAGAUGCAGACUGCUACCAGUGCCGGGUGCUCCAAGCUGUUGGGUGCAAUGUCUACCAACAGCAAGGCCCCAGAGUGCAUGCGGAUUGGGAAACUUUCGCCCAAAGUGGACCAACACAUCUUGCGCCACGGCAUGCCCGAGCAGGAGAAGAUUGAAGCGCGGCUGAAAGACUUCUUGAAAGUGUCUGGUCAAGUCAGGACUGGUGCUAUCAGCAUUAAAGAGCUUGACUUUGCCCAAGAUCUCGCCAAAAAGAUGCUGGGCCACGCUAGUUCCAUGGAGGCUGUUCACCACGAGGUUGCCAAAUUGGCAAAGGUCAAGUCGCCCGAGCGAGCCUUGAAAGAAGGUGAGCCACGCAUGGAAGAACUCGAAAAGAAGAGUGCCAAGCUCCAGGCCACCUCAGACCGGCAAUCCAUCCAAUGUCCAGUUCCUUCUUUGGAUGUCCAUGCAGUCAUGUCUUAG